AUCUUAAAUAUAUUAAGACCAUCUCUGGUGCAACUCUCAGAAAUUGCGAGAAAAUAAUAAUGCGGAGGAGUUCUGUCUAUGCUUCUGCAUUUGUCUUUUUUCUUUAUGUUCCACUUAUCAUCUCAGCAAGGCACAUAAACCGGUCACAUUCGCUAGGACAAGGCCAUCCAGAUCUUGCACAGGAAAAUACAAGGGAUGGAAGCAAAAUGGCAAAACAAGGCUUGCGUUGGGAAGGAAGAGCAACAAAAAAACAUAUACGGGGCCCCGACACACUACAAGUAGCCGGGUCCAGGUUACCCGAUUGCUCACAUGCGUGUGGAUCAUGCUCUCCAUGCAGAUUGGUGAUGGUGAGCUUCGUUUGUGCGUCCCUUGCAGAGGCUGAGUCAUGUCCAAUGGCCUACAAGUGCAUGUGCCACAACAAGUCCUAUCCUGUUCCAUAGACUAUAACAUAGAUUUUCUGUUUAAUUUCAAUUUUCAAGCUUCA
Abrus precatorius (Indian licorice) is the source of this 484-nucleotide messenger RNA. Its product is annotated as protein EPIDERMAL PATTERNING FACTOR 1. Gene Ontology annotation, biological process: guard cell differentiation; stomatal complex development. NCBI's taxonomy places the organism in Eukaryota, Viridiplantae, Streptophyta, Magnoliopsida, Fabales, Fabaceae. The record is from RefSeq and is a predicted model, not a curated record. The transcript has 2 exons. Bases 60 to 440 code for a protein of 126 amino acids.